Drosophila innubila is the source of this 1349-nucleotide messenger RNA. RefSeq names its product putative mediator of RNA polymerase II transcription subunit 26. The record is from RefSeq and is a predicted model, not a curated record. Lineage: Eukaryota; Metazoa; Arthropoda; Insecta; Diptera; Drosophilidae. Bases 1 to 1287 code for a protein of 428 amino acids. The transcript is spliced from 2 exons.
AUGUCGAUGCCGACGCCGACGACGCUGCCGCCGCCGACGCAGCACCCAAGAGCGGGCGCCCUACGUAGGCUCACAUUACUUUUUGCACUCACUGUGCUUUGCGCCACUGUGCACAUUGAAGCUGUCGUCCAUGGCAUACAGCCGCUCAGCAAUCACUACGAUUUAUCGACUGGCAAUCGAAAUGGUUAUCGAUACAAUGGACCUGCUCACAAGUAUUUGCCAGCGGCAAGUGCACCUGCCACAGAGGCGGUAACAACAACUGGACACUGGCAGCCAAAUCCCGUACAGUCGCAACAGUUGCUGGAGCAACAGACACCCUAUGAGCAUACUUUCAGCAGCAAGCCAAUGUUGCAGCAACAGGGCUUCAAUGGACCCUACAACAUGCAGUAUUAUGGCAAAGAAGAGCAGCAACAGCAACAAUUGGGCAAUGCCUGGCGACAGCAGCAACAGCAGCAGCAGCAGCAACAAUUGUCAGCCAACUCCUAUCGAAAGGAGCAACAGCAGCAACUGUCCGGCAACUCCUGGCAACAGCAGCAACAUCAAAAGCCACAGCACUUGUCAGACAAUUUACCUCAAAAGGAGCAACAGCAGCAACUGUCAGGCAACUCUUGGCAACAGCAGCAACAUCAAAAGCCACAGCAACUGUCAGGCAACUCCUGGCAACAGCAGCAACAUCAAAAGCCACAGCAAUUCUCAGGCAGCUCCUGGCAACAACAGCAACACGAAGGCAGACAGGAGCAACAGCAACAUCUAGAGUCACAGCAGCAACAUUCAACGCUCGCUCAGCACAACAACAACAACUUGAAUACAUUUCCAUAUGCCGGCAAUAAUAAGAUUGCUGCUGCGUCUGCAACAAUGGAUCAGCUUGGUGCGUCUUAUCAUGUAUCUAUUGCUGCGAACAGUGAUCGCUACUUGGACUCUGACAUGCGAGAUAAUCAAUUGAUGACACAAGCAUUGCCAGCACCUUACCAGCAACAAUUAUUUGCCAGUCAAAAGCCAAGACAGCCAGGCUAUGAGCCACAAUUGGGCGGCUCUGCCAAUUUUGUGCAAAUGCAAUCGAAUUCAUACGAGUUGCCAGCUUCGUACCACACACAAAGUGAAUAUUCUGAAAAGUAUCGACCUCAGAUGGAUUAUGAUGCAUUAAGACAAAAGGAAAUGCCACUGACUGGCUAUCAUUAUAAAGAGCAAGUUCAGCCUGAUUAUCUACACGACACCUCCAGCCACGCCCACUCAACCGCCCACCUGACCUUUCAACCAAGUCGGGAAUUCCAGGCGCCUUAUUUCUAAGUUUUACCUCUAUAAAAUGAACUCCACAACUCCGACUUUAAGUCGGUUUCAACUGAGAGUUU